Molecule: messenger RNA, 663 nt
Organism: Helobdella robusta
Lineage: Eukaryota; Metazoa; Annelida; Clitellata; Rhynchobdellida; Glossiphoniidae
Exons: 4
Coding region: 1-663 (220 amino acids)
Biological process (GO): negative regulation of epidermal growth factor-activated receptor activity; cell surface receptor signaling pathway
Cellular component (GO): membrane raft; plasma membrane
Molecular function (GO): receptor tyrosine kinase binding; SH3 domain binding; ubiquitin protein ligase activity
Source: RefSeq, a predicted model, not a curated record
AUGAACAGCAAAUUAAACUUGAAGAAUUCUCCGCCGUUCAUCUUGGACAUCCUGCCCGACAUGAUCCAGCACUUAAAGCUCAUUCACGCAUGCAACGACGACCACACGCUGCAGGCCAUCGAGUACUACACCGUCUUCAUGGACAACUUAUCAAAAAAACUCAAAAGUGGCCUUGAACUUUUCAAAUUCAACAAAGAUAGAAUGAGUGUUGAAAAUUCAGAAAAUCGGAAAAGUUUGAUAAAACUUUCCCUAAUUUUCUCUCAUAUGUUGUUUGAGUUGAAGGCCAUUUUCCCUGGGGGCCAGUACAUUGGGAGAAACUUCAGAGUAACAAAAAAUGACGCUGACGAAUGGUGGAAAUCUGCCUUUCAGGACAAGAUAAUAAUUCAGUGGAAACAGUUCCGUCAGUCGUUCAGUGAAGUGCAUAGGAUUGAUUCCGCCAUCGAAUGGGUCGCUCUGAAGUCCACCAUUGACCUCACCCUCAACGAUCACAUCUCCAUCUUCGAAUUCGACGUCUUCACUAGAUUAUUCCAGCCCUGGCGCACGCUGUUGAGUAACUGGAACCUACUGGCCGUUAACCAUCCAGCCUACGUUGCAUUCCUCACUUACGACGAAGUGAAAGCCAAACUUCAAAGCUACGUUGAUCGUCCCGGCAGGUACCUAUAG